Alligator mississippiensis (American alligator) is the source of this 648-nucleotide messenger RNA. RefSeq names its product olfactory receptor 10C1-like. The transcript has 2 exons. The record is from RefSeq and is a predicted model, not a curated record. Gene Ontology annotation, biological process: G protein-coupled receptor signaling pathway. Gene Ontology annotation, cellular component: membrane. NCBI's taxonomy places the organism in Eukaryota, Metazoa, Chordata, Crocodylia, Alligatoridae. Gene Ontology annotation, molecular function: olfactory receptor activity; G protein-coupled receptor activity. Bases 55 to 648 code for a protein of 197 amino acids.
GUGAAUCUGCUCUCAGAGAUCCAGAUAAUCUCCUUCACGGGCUGUGGUGUUCAGAUGUUUUUCUUUCUUCUCUUUGGCCUCACAGAGUGCUGUCUGCUCUUUGUCAUGGCAUAUGAUAGAUAUGUGGCUAUAUGCAAAUCCCUGCAAUAUACUGUCAAGAUGAACCAGAAGGUUUGCACACAGAUGGCUGCUUUUUCAUGGACUAUUGGGAUACUAGUAGCUUUUGGACAAACAAUUUCAAUGUUUACUCUGCCUUACUGUGGUUCCAAUCGAAUUAAACGUUUCUUUUGUGACAUUUCCCUUCUGCUGAGAUUAGCCAGCACUGACACCUACAGGAAUGAAGUUUCUGUUGCCACAGUCACCAUUGUCUUCAUUCUGGUCCCUUAUUUGCUCAUCCUCUUGUCCUAUAUCUUCAUCAUCUCCACAGUCCUCAGGAUGCCCUCAGUAGAGAGCCAAUGCAAAGCCUUCUCCACCUGCUCAUCAAACCUCAUUAUAGUUUCUGUUUUCUAUGGUACCAUCAUAUUUACUUAUGUGAGACCCAAAACUAUGCAUUCUCCAGAUGGUGACAGGCUUCUCUCCCUGAUGUAUACAAUAGUGACACCAUCAGUGAACCCCAUUGUCUACAGUUUAAGGAACAAGGAGGUAUAA